AUGUCAUUUUAGAACAUUUGAAGCAACAGGAAUAAAGGUAAGCCCUUAACGAGUGCGGUAUUGGUUUCAACUGUAUAUUUUGAUUUGUUAAACUUUUUUAGGAACUUUGGAUAAAAGCAGGAGCAGGAGCUACAAAACGAGAUGUUAUGGCUGUUCGAUGUGGAACGGAAACACUUUCGGUACUUCCUGCACUUUAUUACUUAACAGCGGCAGAUUAUACCAGCAAAUUUGGGACCAAACGUGCUGCCCUUUAUGCCGAACUACAAAACCAUCUGUCAAUUUUUGUACAAGAUUUGUCGAAUACCGAAAUUAAAAAGUCUGUUGGAGAUGCAGAGAAAUAUUUCAUAAAAGUAUUACGAAAAAAGACUUCAUGCAAAACGUUUAAUGAGCUGAGGUAUUGGAUGUAUCAACAACAAAAGUGUUUCUUUAGAAAAAUUGCCACUAACAACUUCAAACAUAAGAUUUCAUAUUCUAACAGCUUUUAAUAUUGUAUAUAUUCAAAAUCACUAUUUGAAGAGAACACCAAAUCUUCUCAAUCCCCUCCAAUUUGGUUACAAUAACGAAAACGGUUACCUGGUGCCCAAUCGUUUAAAAAAUAUUUUUCCUCCAACUGAAACUGUAAUUGUUCAAAAUGUUC
This is a messenger RNA of Psylliodes chrysocephalus, 637 nucleotides long. Lineage: Eukaryota; Metazoa; Arthropoda; Insecta; Coleoptera; Chrysomelidae. The record is from the annotation of a GenBank genome assembly.